Thelazia callipaeda (thelaziosis nematode) is the source of this 378-nucleotide messenger RNA. The record is from the annotation of a GenBank genome assembly. NCBI's taxonomy places the organism in Eukaryota, Metazoa, Nematoda, Chromadorea, Rhabditida, Thelaziidae.
AUGAUUUAUCAGAUCAUCAAAUAUUUUUCACAGCAGAAAAAGUCUAAACCAAAUCAUGCGGUAACAGUUGUUGAAGGACAGCCACUUCCGGAAAAUGGAACAUGCAGACAUUAUAAGAAAAGUUACCGAUGGUUCAGGUUUGCUUGUUGUGGCAAACUGUACCCGUGUGAUUUGUGUCAUAAGGACGCCGAAAAAGAUCAUGAAACGAAACUUGCAAAUAGGAUAGUCUGUGGUUUUUGCAGCAAAGAGCAGCCUUUCCAGAAAACAAAGCCAUGUAUAAACUGUAAGGAAAAUGUUACGCAUAGAAAGUCGCGCUUUUGGGAAGGUGGAAAAGGAUGUCGAGAUGGAACUGUGAUGAGCAGGCAAUGUCUUUCUUAA